Molecule: messenger RNA, 1515 nt
Organism: Abrus precatorius (Indian licorice)
Lineage: Eukaryota; Viridiplantae; Streptophyta; Magnoliopsida; Fabales; Fabaceae
Product: alkane hydroxylase MAH1-like
Exons: 1
Coding region: 1-1515 (504 amino acids)
Molecular function (GO): heme binding; oxidoreductase activity, acting on paired donors, with incorporation or reduction of molecular oxygen; iron ion binding
Source: RefSeq, a predicted model, not a curated record
AUGGCUGUGCUUGGGAGUGGAGAAUUGCUUGCGGCAUUUCUUGUUUUCGUUAUAAUCUAUUACUGGAUACUCAACCGACGCACGCCCAUCACUAAGUGGCCCGUGCUUGGGAUGCUACCUGGUCUCUUCCUUAACAAGUCCAGCAUCUAUGAUUAUGUUACUUCAGUUCUGAAGGAACAAGGUGGUACUGCCAUGUUUGAAGGACCUUGGCUAUCAAACAUGAACUUUUUCUGUACCAGUGACCCAUUGAAUGUACAACACAUCACAAGCACAAAGUUUGAAAACUAUGGGAAAGGGGAUGAUUUUGGCGAGAUUUUUGAAAUCCUGGGAGACGGGAUUUUCAGGUCUGAUUCCCUUUUAUGGAAGUAUAACAGAACCAUACUUCAUUCAGUUUUCAAGCAGGCAGGUUUUCAGUUAUUUAUUCACAAAACCAUCAUGAAAAAGAUUGAGAGUUCCCUGCUUCCAUUUCUUGAUCAUGCAUGGAAAGAAGGGUUGGAAGUGGACUUGCAAGAUGUUUUUCAAAGGUUAACUUUUGACAACAUCUGUUCCAUAGUGUUAGGAUAUGAUCCUAAUUGCCUUUCCAUUGAACUCCCUCACGUUGCAUGUGAAAAAGCAUUCACUGAUGUCGAGGAUGCUCUGUUGCACAGACAUGUCAUGCCAAGAUGCUUAUGGAAGCUGCUGAAAUGGCUUAAUGUUGGAACUGAGAAGAAGCUGAAAGAAAGCCAGAUAGUUAUUGACCAGAUGUUGUAUGAAGAAAUCGCAUCCAAGUGCAACGUGAAAGGCCAAAGCAGUAGCAAUAGCGGCCUAGCAAAUAAGUCACCGUUUAGCUUGUUAAAUGUUCUUAUAGAUGAGGUAGGAAAGGGAAAUAUAAAUGACAAGUUUAUGAGAGACACAGCGCUGAAUCUCCUUGCAGCUGGGAGAGACACCAUUAGUGCAGGUCUCACUUGGUUUUUCUGGCUGGUUGCAACACACCCAUCUGUGGAAUCCAAUAUUCUUCAAGAGAUUCGAGAAAAUUUGCCAUCAAGAGAAGGUAAUUGGAAGGAUUUAGGUGUCGAAAGGCUUAGCAGAUUAAUUUACCUCCAUGCAGCAUUAUGUGAAGCCUUAAGGCUUUAUCCUCCAUUACCUUUCGAGCACAAGUGUGCAUUAAAAUCUGAUGUUCUUCCUAGUGGCCAUGGGAUUAAUUCAAAUACCAUGAUAUUAUAUUCUCUAUAUUCAAUGGGAAGGGUGAAAGAAAUAUGGGGAGAAGAUUGCUUGCAAUUUAGACCAGAGAGGUGGAUUUCUAAGAAAGGAGGGAUUAUUCAUAUGCCCUCUUACAAGUUCAUUGCUUUUAAUGCUGGACCAAGAAGUUGUUUGGGUAAGGACAUAAGCUUCACUGAGAUGAAGAUGGUUGCUGCUGCUAUACUGUGGAAUUAUCACAUCAAAGUAAGCGAAGGCCACCCCAUAUCCCCCAGUGUUUCCAUUGUCCUUCAUAUGAGACAUGGCUUGAAGGUUAAGGUGACAAACAGAAACAUUUGA